GCUCUAGUAACCAUGAAGACUUUCAUCGUUCUCGCUUUGGCCGUUGUUGCCACUUUGGCAGUGCCCCAAUCUCCAGUCCACGCCAAAUGGGCUGAAUUCAAAUUGACCCACAAAAAACAAUACAGCUCCCCGAUUGAAGAGCUCAGACGUAAGGCCAUCUUCCAAGACAACUUGGUCAAAAUCGAAGAACACAAUGCCAAGUUCGCCAAAGGCGAAGUCACCUACACCAAGGCCGUCAACCAGUUCGCCGACAUGACCGCUGACGAAUUCAUGGCUUACGUCAACCGUGGUCUUGCCACUAAACCAAAAAUGAACGAAAAACUCCGCAUUCCCUUCGUCAAGUCUGGCAAACCCGCCGCCGCUGAAGUCGACUGGAGGAGCAAAGCCGUCACCGAAGUCAAGGACCAAGGACAAUGCGGUUCCUGCUGGAGCUUCAGUACUACUGGUGCCGUUGAAGGCCAACUUGCCAUCUCAGGCAAAGGCUUGACCUCUCUCAGUGAACAAAACUUGGUGGAUUGUUCCUCACAAUACGGAAACGCCGGAUGUAAUGGUGGAUGGAUGGACAGCGCCUUCGACUACAUCCAUGACAAUGGUAUCAUGUCCGAAUCCGCUUAUCCCUACACUGCCAUGGAUGGAAACUGCAGAUUCGACGCUUCUCAGUCCGUCACCAGUCUUCAAGGUUACUACGACAUCCCCUCUGGAGAUGAGAGUGCUCUCCAAGACGCUGUUGCCAACAAUGGUCCAGUCGCUGUUGCUCUUGAUGCCACCGAAGAACUCCAACUCUACUCUGGAGGUGUUUUGUACGACACCACCUGCAGUGCCCAAGCUUUGAACCACGGUGUCUUGGUCGUUGGAUACGGAUCUGAAGGUGGACAGGACUACUGGAUCGUCAAGAACUCCUGGGGAAGCGGAUGGGGAGAACAAGGCUACUGGAGACAAGCUCGUAACCGCAACAACAACUGUGGUAUCGCUACUGCUGCCUCGUAUCCAGCUUUGUAAAUUUUAUUAUGAUUGUAAAACACAAAAAAAUAAACUAAAAUUCACAUUA
This is a messenger RNA of Tribolium castaneum (red flour beetle), 1048 nucleotides long. RefSeq names its product cathepsin L-like proteinase. Gene Ontology annotation, cellular component: lysosome. The record is from RefSeq and is marked validated. NCBI's taxonomy places the organism in Eukaryota, Metazoa, Arthropoda, Insecta, Coleoptera, Tenebrionidae. Gene Ontology annotation, molecular function: cysteine-type endopeptidase activator activity involved in apoptotic process; cysteine-type endopeptidase activity. Gene Ontology annotation, biological process: immune response; positive regulation of apoptotic signaling pathway; positive regulation of peptidase activity.